AUGAACAGCUCUGAGGAUACUACCCCCUCGUGGGAAAAGGAAGAGAAGCAAUAUGAAUUCAGUGGACACCCUUUAAAGAUCACGACGUUCAAAGGAGCGUAUCUCGGCGUCUCUGGUUUUGUCUGGGAACCCGGACUCGUACUCUGUCGUUAUUUCGAAGAUGAAAAGAUUAAUUUUACAGGGAAGAAGAUGAUUGAGCUGGGGUCCGGAACUGGGAUCGUGGGCAUUUUAGCCGCACUGCUGGGCGGUGAUGUCACCCUGACGGACAGACCAUACGUUUUGAAACAAAUAGAAUACAACGUAUCUGCAAACAUCCCACCCAGCUCAAGGCACCGCUCCAAAAUCAGUGCUCUUGCAUGGGGCACUGAUCAGAACAACUAUCCAUCCGACUUCGAUUUCAUUCUGGGAUCGGACAUUGUGUACAACCCUGCCCAUUUUGUAGAUCUUUUGCAAACACUUCAGCACCUUUGCAACGAGCAAACUAUAGUUUACAUGUGUUCUAACAUGACAGCCAGAGAUGGAGCCACCAACUUCCACCAAGAAAUGCUGCCGGGGCAGUUUAAUUGCGAGUUAAUUCACAUAAGCGGGAACAAUAACAUUUACAAAUUGACCAAAAAAAAAGAACGCCCUGAGGCGGUAUGA
Molecule: messenger RNA, 642 nt
Organism: Amblyraja radiata (thorny skate)
Lineage: Eukaryota; Metazoa; Chordata; Chondrichthyes; Rajiformes; Rajidae
Product: EEF1A lysine methyltransferase 3-like
Exons: 3
Coding region: 1-642 (213 amino acids)
Cellular component (GO): protein-containing complex; cytosol
Source: RefSeq, a predicted model, not a curated record